Molecule: messenger RNA, 840 nt
Organism: Botrytis fragariae
Lineage: Eukaryota; Fungi; Ascomycota; Leotiomycetes; Helotiales; Sclerotiniaceae
Exons: 2
Coding region: 1-840 (279 amino acids)
Source: RefSeq, a predicted model, not a curated record
AUGCCACGUGGAAGUAGAAAAGAGGGGGCCUUUGAUGUCCUUCCUCAGAAAGAACUUCAAUUUGGUUGCGAACUCGGAAAAUUUCCACUCGAUAUCAUGUUUCACAUCAUGGGACAUCUUGGUUGGGCAGGUUCAGUUUGCCUAGGCUUGACCUGUUCGCAAAUGUACGAAAUCUACAAACGUUUAUACCCAUUAAAGAUACCAUUGCGAGAAUGGGUUGAAACAAGUUCUCCCCCCCUUUGUCGUGAGCCUUCAGAACCGGCUCGAGUCCAGCUAUUUCAGUUACUAGAAGCCUGGCAUGGGCAUCAAUAUACAUGUUGGAAUCCGAACUCCCCAUGGGGGCGCGACAAAGGUUCCAAUGUCAAUACCCAGGUAAUACCAGCUCGAUUCCUCCGUAAGUCUGUGUACGACAUCACUCCGCUUAAUAAUACCCCAGAAGUUAUUGCGAAGAAUAAUAUGCUGAGAUAUAGCCUCUGGAGAAGUUACCAGGAUUAUUUCUGGUUUAGAAAUUCAAGAAUCAAUCAGAAAAAUAUCGAUGACUCCUUGAUAGCUUGGCCUCCUGGUAGGCUCUCACGAGAGAACCAUCCGAAAUUUGCUUUCAGGAUACAUCCUCUACCUAACCCUUACAACGUGGGAGUCGAGAGGUGGGAGAAGGAGGCUACAAAGGUGAUUCUGAGCACUAUAGAUGUGGCUCGUGAUAGAAGACACUGGCGAUGGUACUGGAAGAAUUGUCUUCUAUUCCGUCGAAACUAUGCAAGGUUUCAAGAAGCUUGGGCUGAACGCCAGGCUGAGAUAGGCUCGAGUGCAUUUUCUGAAUGGCUAUUCAUGAUCGAAUCCUAA